This is a messenger RNA of Verruconis gallopava, 1288 nucleotides long. RefSeq lists its product as uncharacterized. Gene Ontology annotation, molecular function: oxidoreductase activity. The transcript has 2 exons. Bases 278 to 1183 code for a protein of 301 amino acids. The record is from RefSeq and is a predicted model, not a curated record. NCBI's taxonomy places the organism in Eukaryota, Fungi, Ascomycota, Dothideomycetes, Venturiales, Sympoventuriaceae.
CUCAUGAGGAAAUAUUCGCUCGUGCACUACAACUUUAGGUCCAGAUGGCACAAUACCUCGCUAUGGCUUCGGCAUGCGAGAAAGAGCCGAUAGCGAGGAGACAAAUGAACAUAAAUGGACGGAUAUUUUUCCUGUCUUUUGGUAUUUGCGAAGAUAGCAGCAACGCAUUACAGACACAGGAGAGACGCGAGUUCUGAAAGCGCCCGAAAACAGCUUGGAUUAGACCGAACAUCUGAUAGUCUCUGCCCUUUGCUUUUGAUUUUACUACAGCAACGAGAUGACCGUGAUCAAGAACGUGGCGCUCAUAGGUGCAUCGGGUAACCUUGGCCCGUCUAUUCUCAACGCAUUCCUUAAAAAUGGGAGCUUCAACAUCAGCGUCUUAUCUCGCCAAUCUUCAUCGGCAACUUUCCCGUCCUCGGUGAAGGUCUUCAAAAUAGACUUCAGCUACGAUUCACUUGUGUCAGCGUUCAAGGGACAGGAUGCUGUCGUUUCAAUAGCUGGUGGCGGUCAGCUAUCCGACCAGCAGAAGUACAUCGACGCUGCUAUCGAAGCUGGAGUAAAGCGCUUCAUUCCUUCCGAGUUUGGCAACGACACUACGAAUCCAAAAACAACAGAGCUGGUGCCGCUUUUCAAGCCCAAGGCAGCGACCACGGAAUAUCUUGCCUCAAAGGAGAGCGAAACAUUCAGCUGGACUGCCAUAGCUACCGGUCCCUUUUUUGACUGGGGUAUGAAGGUGGGAUUCUUGGGCUUCGACUUGAAGAAGCACACCGCAACGAUCUGGGACGACGGCAGCGCUUCGUUCUCGACCACGAACCUUGCCACCAUCGGCGACGCCGUCGUUCGCUCCCUUCUCCCGGAACAUGUUGAGCAGACAAAGAACAGCCACGUCUACGUGCAUUCCCACAAUACCACGCAGGGCCAGAUCCUGGCCACCCUCGAGAAGAUCACGGACGAGAAGUGGCCGGUGCAGAGGAACGACUCGGCUCCUCUGCUCCAGGAACUGACCGCCAAACUCAAAGCUGGGAAUUUCGGGCCCGAAGUCAUCUACCCUCUCAUUCAGACGGUUACUUUCGGCUCUGGACUGGGCAACCUCGGGGAUCACAGUACCAAGUCGUGGAAUGAAAAGCUUGGUCUUCCAAAAGAGGAUCUGGAGGCAAAUCUGAGGGAGCUAUUGGCAGCAUAACAAAAGAGAGAAAAAAGGCCCAGAAAUAACAAGUGACGUCAACUUAAAAGCUGCCAUGUUUUAGACGUUUCUAGAGUCAUCAAACUAUCGUUUGAGCAUUUAACA